Messenger RNA from Spirodela intermedia, 996 nucleotides. NCBI's taxonomy places the organism in Eukaryota, Viridiplantae, Streptophyta, Magnoliopsida, Alismatales, Araceae. The record is from the annotation of a GenBank genome assembly.
AUGAGGAUGAGCUGUAAUGGUUGUCGAGUGCUCCGCAAGGGCUGCAGCGACGACUGCAGCAUCCGGCCAUGUCUGCAGUGGAUCAAGAACCCCGAGUGGCAAGCCAACGCCACCGUCUUCCUCGCCAAGUUCUACGGCCGCGCUGGACUCAUGAAUCUGAUCAACACCGGCCCCGACCACCUCCGCCCGGGUAAGUGAUGCGAGUGAGACAAUUAGAACACCCCCACCACGGCUCUGAUUCGAGCAGGUUUUCUGACGGAUAGCUAUGAUGUUGCAGCCAUCUUCCGGUCGCUGUUGUACGAGGCAUGUGGGAGGAUGGUGAACCCGAUCUACGGCUCCAUCGGGCUUCUCUGGACAGGAAGCUGGCAGCUCUGCCAGGCCGCCGUCGAGGCAGUGCUCAAGGGCCGCCCCAUCAUGCAAAUCCCUGCUGAUAGCCCUGCGGGCGCCCCGAUUCCCCCUCUACAGAAGGCAUUCUCGUCCAACAUCCGUCACGUUUCCAAGGAGGACGCCGCCGUCGCCGUCAAAGAGAUCAACAAGGUGAACAAGGACUCACGGACGCCCUUCAAGCGUUCGGUGAAGCGCCGACUCCUGUCCCCCAAGGACUUUUACAGCCUGACGCGCCCCCAGUCGUCCACCAGCUGGGGUUCCGACCGCAACUCCACCGACGAUGAUGAUUGCAGGGAGAACGAAGCUAUGCUCUCUGUGGAGACGGUCGAGGAGUCCUUGGUGACUUGCCACGAGACAGAGAGGGGGAAAGUAGGGCGCGAGGCCGCGGAGGAUAGCGAUGUGGAACUGGAAUUGACGCUGGGAUUUGAGCCAGUUCACCAUAGCCACAGCAGUAGCAGCAGCAGCAGCCACAGCCGGGGGCACAGCGCGAUGUGGAGCGGCAUCCACCCGGGGGGGAAGGAGCCGCCCAAAGGGUGCGGUCUCAUCAGAAUGAACGACGUGGACAGAGAUGGGUUGGGUAAGGAUCUUGGGCUUGAUCUCGCCGCGUGA